UCCGUCGGGUGUGCCUGGGGUGACUCCCGGAGCUAGCCGCCCCCUCCCCCCCCCAGGCCCGGUUCGGUUCGGUUCCUGGGAGGCAUCGGCGGGGGCGGCUAGCGGUUCCGGAGCGAGCGGAGAGCCGGUUUCCGAGGAUCUCUAUACUCCCCCCUCCCACACAUACCCCAGAAACUACUCGAUGCUGAAGCCUUUCACCGUGGUACCAGAGACUUUGGAAGCACCAUGGAUGGGUUUUGUGAUCAGCAAGUCCCUUUUAUGGUCCCAGGGAAAUCUCGCUCAGAGGACUGUCGAGGGCGACCUGUGACGGACAGAAAGAGGAAGUUUUUGGAUACGGAUCUGGCUCACGAUUCUGAAGAGUUGUUUCAGGAUCUUAGUCAACUUCAAGAGGCUUGGUUAGCUGAAGCUCAAGUCCCUGAUGAUGAACAGUUUGUCCCAGAUUUCCAGUCUGACAACUGGUCUCUCACUGAAGAAGCUGGACCUCAUCAGCUGGCUAGAGCUGGGAUUGCAGUGGUGCUUCACGCUCCACCUCCCACCAAGAUCAAGCGGGAGCUGCAUAGCCCCUCCUCUGAGUUGUCAUCCUGUAGCCACGAGCAGGCUCUUGGUGCUAACUACGGAGAAAAGUGCCUCUACAACUAUUGUGCCUACGAUAGGAAGCCUCCCUCUGGGUUCAAGCCAUUAACCCCUCCUACCACACCUCUGUCACCCACCCAUCAGAGUUCCCUAUUUCCCCCACCUCAGGCAACCCUGCCCACCUCAGCUCUUGCCCCUGGAGCCGGCCCAGUUCAAGGAGUGGGUCCCGCCCCCACCCCUCACUCACUUCCAGAACCUGGGUCACAGCAGCAAACGUUCGUGGUCCCCCGGCCACCACAUCAACCCCUGCAAAUGCCAAAGAUGAUGCCGGAAAGCCAGUAUGCAUCAGAACAGAGAUUUCAGCGACAGCUGUCUGAACCCUGCCACCCCUUCCCUCCUCAGUCAGGAGUUCCUGGAGAUAAUCGCCCCAGCUACCACCGACAGAUGUCGGAGCCUAUUGUCCCCGCUGCUCCCCCACCCCUUCAGGGAUUCAAGCAGGAAUACCAUGACCCGCUCUAUGAACACGGGGUCCCUGGGAUGCCUGGUCCUCCAGCACAUGGGUUCCAGUCACCAAUGGGAAUCAAGCAGGAACCCCGAGAUUAUUGCACCGAUUCAGAAGUGCCUAACUGCCAGUCCUACAUGAGAGGAGGAGGAUAUUUCUCCAGCAACCAUGACGGAUUCACGUAUGAAAAGGACCCCAGGCUAUACUUCGAUGACACCUGCGUGGUGCCCGAGAGACUGGAAGGCAAGGUCAAGCAGGAGCCCACCCUGUAUCGAGAAGGGCCUCCUUACCAGAGGCGAGGCUCUCUUCAGCUGUGGCAGUUCCUUGUCACCCUUCUUGAUGACCCAGCCAAUGCCCACUUCAUUGCCUGGACUGGCCGAGGCAUGGAAUUUAAGCUGAUAGAACCGGAAGAGGUUGCUCGGCGUUGGGGCAUCCAGAAGAAUCGGCCAGCCAUGAACUAUGACAAACUGAGCCGCUCGCUACGCUAUUACUAUGAAAAGGGCAUCAUGCAGAAGGUGGCCGGGGAACGGUACGUCUACAAAUUUGUCUGCGACCCCGAUGCGCUUUUCUCCAUGGCCUUCCCAGACAAUCAGCGUCCCUUCCUGAAGGCAGAGUCAGAAUGCCCCCUCAACGACGAGGACACCCUGCCACUGACUCACUUCGAAGACAACCCUGCUUACCUCCUGGACAUGGAUCGCUGCAGCAGCCUCCCCUAUGCUGAAGGCUUUGCUUACUAAGUUUCCGAAAUGGCUGAGCGGCCAGACCCUAGAGCUAGCAGUCCCCAUUCAGGCAAAUGAGGGCAGUGGUUUUGUUUGUGUUCUUGGCUGUUCCUAAAGCUUGCCCUUUGAGUAUUAUCUGGAGAACCCAAGCCAUCUCUGGAUUGACACCCUUAAAGACAAAUAACCUUGGCUAAGGAGUGGGGACAGGGAGAGACAGAAAAACCACCACGUGACUGGUGAUUCUGAGAUUUGGUGAGAAGAGAUGAAAGUGGAGCCUCCUUGCCAUUGUGGACAACAUGUGCAGAGCAGUCCCUUGCUCAGGUUAGCGCCCACGAAAGGGGAACGAGUGUAUGACAAUCCGCCAUGACCAUGGACUACUAAAUGCCUUUAUAUAGAAGGGCUUUGACUUGCACAAUUCUUUGGAAAGAAACCGCAGACCCAUAGGAAAGUUGAAGGCUCGGUUGGGGAGGCUCAGAUCGUUAAGGCUUGAAAUAAACAAAACUCCUGGAGCUAAGUCUGAAAUGUCUCCCCCUUAGCCCAGAACUGGGGAGGCCGGGCGGCUAUUAGCCACUCCCCUUGAGCCUUCAGCCAGAGUGGUCACCAAGUAGAUCAAGCCCCUCUCCUCCCAGUCACAUGGCUGAGUGCGGAUGGCUUUCAUUUUAGAAGAAAGACUAACACUUGACAGUAUUUUGUUUUGCUUUGAUUUAGGGGGAUCAUUUUGUUUUGGUGGUUGUUUUGGGAAAAAAAAAAGAAAACAGUUUCUACAAACUGAUUUUUGUAGUUUUGGUAUUUAAAGCAAAAAAAAAAACAAAAACAAAAACCUUUUGGUAACUGCACUAUGUCCCUUAGGCAGGGCCGUGCCCACUUACGAAGACAUUGCAGCUUAAGAGGGGCUCGGCUGGGGCUUCCCUUCGCCAUGUAGAAGCCUCCUUGGUGCGCUGUGCACCAGAUAACCUCUUGAAACAUUACACCUGGUUUGUACAAUUCUCGAAGUGUGCUGGGCAGCCUGGACACAGCUUCGACUCUCUGUGUAUAGUUCUCCUUGCUCACUAACUUGCCCUCUCUGGGAAGCAGAUGUACAUACUACACGUCAUGUCCAUUUAACAACUGGUCACCUGGUGGGAGCCACAUAGGCAUCGUCUCAGUUUUCUUUUCUCUUUCCAUUUUGGACCUUCACCCCUGCAUAAGGGUUCCCUUGGAUCUGAAACUUACCUGUCACGGGCAGGUAAGACAGUGCUAGCUCGCAUCCUGGCUUCCUGCUACUCUCGUUUUUACAUUUUUAUUCUGAUUGCUGUAUUAUAUUGGGAAUGUUUUAAACAACCAAACUGAGGAGGUAUGGAAGUCAGGUCCAGAGUGGAGGGAAAGUCACCGGGGAGCUCCGGGAUCUUGCUGCCCGCCUGCCCCCUGUUGACAGGCCUGUUGUUCUUAACACUCCACCUGUGAUAAGGGUGUCCUCUUGUGCAGGACCCAGAACUGACUGUGGGGGGGACAGGCUUUACUGCCCUACACUGAGGCACUCCAUAGCCCAUAGCCCUCUCACCCGUGUGAAGGACGAGGGGUGCAUUUUUAUAGCUAUGGGAAACCAAGGUUUUCCUCUUGAGAGCUAGUCAGCCCUCAGAGGUGUCAAGCCUGAAGCUUGGGCCUUAAUGAGCAUUGUGCUCUAAGGAAAGGCCUCUUCCUAAAGGAUAUUUAUAGCUUUCUAGUCUACACAUAGCCUAUACAUAGAUGCGAGUUUUACCCAGCCGGCUCGAGACUUAUUUGUUGUAAAUGCUGUAUAGAUUGCUUUGUUUGUUUGGUUGUUUUCCUUUCCUCCCUUCUACUGGUUUGGGUUUUUUUUGUUGUUUUUUUUUCCAUGUUUAUGCUGUUUUAUUGGUAUGAAAAGAACCUUCUGUAACCUGAGCUGCCCCUCCCCUGCUGUGAUGCACAGCCUGUGCUGUCGAGGGACACAGGACAGCAGCGUCAUUUGCAUUCCCACUGGACUCAUGUGCCCCCCAAAUAGAUGUUUCCUUCAGGGUGUGGGGGCUGUUCCAUUCGUUCGCUGCUUUUCCAGAGUGUGGAAAGUCUACAGUGCAGAAAGGCUUUAACCCGCCUUUGAUUUGAAAUACCCCCCUGCGCAGGGCUGUGUACAUCCUGCUGAGCUGCGUUAUAUUCUGUACUGUGUACAAUAAAGAAGUUUGCUUU
Alexandromys fortis (reed vole) is the source of this 3975-nucleotide messenger RNA. RefSeq names its product ETS variant transcription factor 5 (gene Etv5). The record is from RefSeq and is a predicted model, not a curated record. The transcript has 14 exons. Lineage: Eukaryota; Metazoa; Chordata; Mammalia; Rodentia; Cricetidae. Gene Ontology annotation, biological process: cell differentiation; regulation of transcription by RNA polymerase II. Gene Ontology annotation, molecular function: sequence-specific DNA binding; DNA-binding transcription factor activity, RNA polymerase II-specific. The coding region runs from base 226 to 1812 and encodes 528 amino acids. Gene Ontology annotation, cellular component: nucleus.